Peronospora belbahrii is the source of this 333-nucleotide messenger RNA. NCBI's taxonomy places the organism in Eukaryota, Oomycota, Peronosporomycetes, Peronosporales, Peronosporaceae. The record is from the annotation of a GenBank genome assembly.
AUGGCAGCUACAAGUUUCAAGAUCAGUGAUCUUGUCAGCAAGCUGAGUGCUGAAGACGUGGGCCAUGGGGACUCUGAGGUAGCGGAUGAAGGAUGCGACUGCUCUCUACACGGACAAGAAGGGCCCCUAAGAAGCAUCCGUGGACCAAGGGAUAGAGCUCAUGACCAGUCGAAUGUUGCGUUCGCUACCAGUGAAGUAUCAAUACGUGACAGCUGGGUCAUGGACAGCGGAGCAUCGGCACAUAUGUGCAAGGAUCGUGAUGCGCUCGAGGAGUACACGGAAGUGCAACAUUCGCGCAGCAUGUCAAGCGCGAAGAGCGACGUAAAGCUCUAG